Drosophila kikkawai is the source of this 1427-nucleotide messenger RNA. RefSeq lists its product as uncharacterized. The record is from RefSeq and is a predicted model, not a curated record. NCBI's taxonomy places the organism in Eukaryota, Metazoa, Arthropoda, Insecta, Diptera, Drosophilidae.
AAUUUGCAGGUAGUCAACACACACAAUUCGACACACACAGAAAUACACACUCACAGCGUUUGAUUUACAAAAAAAAUAAUAAAAAAAACUCUAAAGCGAAAAAUUUGCAAAAAAAAAAUAUAUACAUAAAUAAAAGAAAACGAAUCGAACGGGGGAAAAAAUCAAAGCAAGUAUUUAGUUCGUUGAAUGAAGAGUUCGCCGCCGCGUCAUCGCAUCAUAGGAGAUCCGAGACGUGUGUGAGGGGCGCCCCUACCAGAACCGUGAAAGUGACCCGUAGCCACAGGACUUCAUCGAAACGAAAAGGGACACGAACAAAUUCGCAGGUUUCAGUUCAAGGAUAUUCCGGGGGCUGACAGACGGAGGAACAGAGAGAAAAAGAGAAAAAGAAAGAGAAGGAGAGAGAACUAGAGAGUGAGAGAAACCCGGAGAGGAUCAGAUCCAGAAGACGGUAACCGAAAACAGGAAGUUGGAUACCAGACAGCCCUCAAAACCCAAAUCUGGAUUAUCUUUUCAAGUUUUUUUCUUUUUGAUAAUUUUUCUAGUCAGGAUGGUCAUCAAUCUAAAUCCGGCCACCGCCAGCGAUUACAAUGCGAGUGGCAAUGGAAGCGGUGAUGGCGUCGGUGUUGGUGUUAAUCCUGGCAAUGGCGGAGUUGCCGUUAACCAAAGUGCCAACGUUAUUGGCGGAACCGGAAGCGGAAGUGGCGGUGGCGGAACGGGAACCGUUAACUUAAACGGAAAUACCAAUGACAACUCAGGAGUAGGCAACGGAAACGGAAGUGGCGGCAUUGGCACCAACAUAAUGGGCAUCAUAACCCAUGCGAUUUUCAACGGUAUCAUCUACCUGCAUGUGAUCUAUGCCGGCGAGGAUUACUCCAAAUGGAUACCACUGGAGGAGGCGAUGGCCUUCUGUCCCAGCGGCGUUGUGGCCUACACGACCCUCCAGAUCUCCGAGGUCUACGAUGUGCCCAUGGAGCUGCUCUUGGAUUAGGCUAACGUGAGUAAAGCGAACUUGGGUUUGGAUAUAGAGCAAACAUAUAAAGUUCAGGAAGAAGUCCCUCUGGAAUAUCUAUUGCCAAAACCAUUUGAAAAUCCAAAAAAAUGUUCGAACGAUUUUCAACCAAAAAAAUGAAAAACGUAUUUCCCAAAAUUUCAAGUUCCGGGCAUUAUGAAUAAUACCCAAAAAACAGCAAAAAAAAAAAACAUAUUCAAGCAAAACCAAGAUCCACGAGAAAACAGAAAAUAUUGAUGUUCGCUUCGAUGAUAAUAUGGAACUGCGAAAACUGGUUGAACUUUCCCGGUCUGUGGAGGACUUGGCAUAUUUUUUUGGCACCCUCUUCCCGAAGAUUAUUCGUGAAACGCAAAACGCGCAUCCAGACAAUGUAUCGAAAGCUAUCAAUACUUCAAAAAAUAGAUUAUUAAGUCUCAAA